ACACAUUGUGUCUCACAACCUUCAAAGAGACUUGAACAGCUGUUGGCCUGUCCAUGUCAUAGUAACUGUCCAAUAAGAUUUGGUUUGGGUGUAAAUCCAAUUACUGUAGAUGAAUGAAAAUGUGAAUUAUGACCAAGAUCGGGGCUCAUUCUGACUGGGACCCUGUGAGAGCUGUGUCAGUCUGAGUCCAGCGCUACGUAACUUAACCUCUGAAAAAGGUCUGCAUGAGACCAGACUUUUUCUCCAGUGUGUGUUUUCUCUGGGCUUCCAAUUAACGAACCUGCAUGAUCCCCUCCCUUCAGGAACUGAAACUGCCAGUUGAAACCUGUGAAGCUCUGCUGAACUUCAUGCCCAAGAGAGUUAAGGCAGUGCUGAAAAAAGCAGUGAGAAAACCAGAAUUAUGACAUCAAGUUUAACAUCAUGUGGCAGCUUGAAAAAGGGGGCAGGGCUUCCUCUCCGUCUUUCUUUCUAUUUCAUUUCCUGAUAACUCACAAUGGUAAGAAGCUGUUUUUCUGUGCUUUCCUUUGCCGACAUUUAAUAUCAUUAUGAUUCAACUCUAAAUCGCUUUUUAUUUCAUAUAUUCUGUUUUAUAUAUAUAUAUAUAUACCUAUAUUUACUUAUAUUUUGUUUCUGUUUUUAGUGACAUGUAUAUAUGUUAUAAUGUCUUUCAUUUCUGAUGCAACAGGCUGGUAUGGAACAAGAGAAAAAAAGGUAAGUCCACUGAUUUACUCAACCCAAAGUUAUUGCUCUAUUCUGCUUUAAUAUGCCAAAAAUAAACAAAAUAAUUGAUUAUAUCAUUUUAGACGAAAAGAAGAUGAGGACACGGUUUUCAGAUCGAAUGCCAUCUUUAUUAUCGAGAUAAUGAUGGAACUGGACACAAUCCCAGAGACUAGAGUGUUGGUGGAUGAGAUUCUUCACAGCAUCUUCUUUUUGGGAAACUUAAGAGAUCCAACAUUCUCCCCACAAACAUUUCUGAGUGAUGACAUCCUUACUGAGCUGAAGGACCGUUACCCUCGGCCCUUUACCCACUAUUCCACUCAGCUGCCCAGACGAAGUCCAUUCUCAUGUGUGCUCGACAUGUUUGUUCACCUGUGUGGAAAAGAGGAAGAAGACAAAAUAAAAGACAGCCUGAGAGAGCUCUUCAAUGAAAUGGGCCAAACAUGUGAAAAAAGGCCUCUGUCCUCCUCCACCAUCUGUAUCUCUCAGACCUCUGAUCCAGGCCGGUACUACGGAGUCUCCAUGUCCACUUCUGGCCGUAAUCCUGGUCAAAUCAUGGUUGCAGCGUCCUGUCUUAAAAGCUGGCACAGUUAUGUAGCUGGUGCAGUGAUGACCUUUUAUCCAGACAUCCAGAAUGAUUUUGAUGGAACCAUCAAACUUCCAGAGCGUGUCAGGUGCCAGACGUUCAGCCUUAGUAAUGGGAGAGAAAUGCCUCCUUGUGGGGCAUGUGGGAAUUUGUUUGGUUUGGGAAGAGUUGAAGAUAAGAGCUGGGCCUAUGGUAACUGUGCUGAAGUUGAAAGUGUGAGCAACUUGAUUAAAAAUGUUGAAACGGUUAGAGAGGAAGCGCGACCAAAAUCUGAGAAGUGCACAGAAGAGAAGAGGGAGAUGGCUGAAGAGCGUGUUAAGAAAAAACUUAUAACAUUGCUGAAAUUGGUAGAAAAUACUAAACUUGCUAAACUUGCAAAGCAGCUGCAAUGUGGCAAAAUUAAAUUCACUGAUCUUUUCUAUGACCCAUAUAUUUCUGAAAGGAGAAGUGAUUGAAUAUUAAUAUUAAUAGAUAUUACCGUUAUGGUUCGUC
Centropristis striata (black sea bass) is the source of this 1795-nucleotide messenger RNA. RefSeq lists its product as uncharacterized. The coding region runs from base 862 to 1758 and encodes 298 amino acids. The record is from RefSeq and is a predicted model, not a curated record. NCBI's taxonomy places the organism in Eukaryota, Metazoa, Chordata, Actinopteri, Perciformes, Serranidae. The transcript has 4 exons.